Penicillium oxalicum is the source of this 1551-nucleotide messenger RNA. Its product is annotated as coatomer subunit delta. Gene Ontology annotation, cellular component: COPI vesicle coat; cytosol. Lineage: Eukaryota; Fungi; Ascomycota; Eurotiomycetes; Eurotiales; Aspergillaceae. Bases 1 to 1551 code for a protein of 516 amino acids. The transcript has 4 exons. Gene Ontology annotation, biological process: endoplasmic reticulum to Golgi vesicle-mediated transport; retrograde vesicle-mediated transport, Golgi to endoplasmic reticulum; Golgi localization. The record is from RefSeq and is a predicted model, not a curated record.
AUGGUCGUCCUCGCUGCAUCCAUCUGUACCCGCGGAGGUAAAGCUGUUCUUUCGCGCCAAUUUCGGGAUAUUCCUCGCUCGCGCAUUGAAGCUCUCCUGGCCUCGUUCCCCAAGCUUGCGGACUCGCAGACCCAGCAUACUACGGUCGAACAGGACAAUGUGCGAUUUGUGUACCAGCCAUUGGAUGAGCUCUACAUGGUUCUCAUUACCAAUCGUCAAUCGAACAUUUUGCAAGACAUCGACAGUUUGCAUCUCUUUGCGCAAGUGACCACAAGCAUCUGCAAGAGUCUCGACGAACGAGAGAUCCUCCGCAAUGCGUUCGAGCUGCUCAGCGCAUAUGAUGAGCUGGUGACAUUGGGAUACCGAGAGAAUCUGUCGCUCGCGCAGAUCAAAACAUUCCUGGAGAUGGAAAGUAGCGAGGAGCGUAUUCAAGAGAUCAUUGAGCGGAACAAAGAACUUGAGGCCAGCGAAGAACGCAAACGUAAAGCCAAGCAAUUGGAGAUGCAGCGCAAGGAAGCUGCUCGCUCAAGCCGUGGUGCAGCUCCGCGCGCACCCAACUAUCCUGCCUACACACCUCCCGCGCGCCCGUCGGUUCCCGAGACUUUUGAUUCUUAUGAGGCGGAAAAGAAGAAGACCUUCGCCAAGCCGCUCCCCACUCGUGGCAAGGGCAUGCAGCUUGGCAAGAAGUCCAAGGCGACCGAUAUCUAUGAGAAGGUUCGCGGCGAUUUAGGCCCGCAAAUCGAAGAGUCCAGCCCACUGGUCACUCCUCAGGCGUCGACUCCGGUGCAAGAACCCUCCUCUGCUCGCGUUUCUCUCACAGGAGACCGUGAGCCUGUUCAUGUCACAAUCGCCGAGACCAUCUCCGCCACGCUUACUCGUGAAGGUGUGGUCAAGUCAUUCGAGGUCAAGGGUGACCUCCAACUUCGCAUUACCGACCCCGCUUUCACCAAGAUUCGUCUGGACCUCAGGGCCAAUCCUACCCAGGGUGCCCAGUUCCGGACUCAUCCAAAUGUCGACAAGGCCCUUUUCACAAACACAUCAGCCAUUCAGCUGAAGGAUACUACAAAACGGUUCCCUGCCAAUAACUCAAUCGGUGUGCUAAAGUGGCGCGUGGCAAGCACGGCUGACAAUGCCGAGCUCCUUCCCAUCACUUUCACUGUGUGGGUGAACAAAGGAUCCGACUCAACCACUGUCACCGUGGAAUAUGAGCUGAACGGCACAGACAGUUUGCGUGAUGUUGUGGUCACAAUUCCCUACGGUUCGUCAGAACCUGCGGUCGCCAGCUUCGAUGCGGUCUAUGAGGUGUCUGGCGAUAGCCUGGACUGGAAUCUCGGCACAGUAGACGAGUCAAACUCUUCGGGUAGCUUCGAAUUCGAGUCUACAGGGGAUGGCGAUGAGAACGAGUUCUUCCCCAUGAGUGUUCGCUUCACCAAGACCGAGCCAUUUGUUGAUGUCGAUGUGCUCGAUGCAUUGUUGCUGGAGAUGGGCGGUGAAAGUACCGGGUUCUCCAAGGACAUCAGCAGUGUGGCGGAGAACUACCUGAUUGAAUAA